Messenger RNA from Anisakis simplex (herring worm), 255 nucleotides. Lineage: Eukaryota; Metazoa; Nematoda; Chromadorea; Rhabditida; Anisakidae. The record is from the annotation of a GenBank genome assembly.
AUGGCGAUCUCAAAUCGAUAUCCCGCAAAAGAUCAGCAAGGGGCACACAAGCCCAACUCUAGACCGGUUGACUUCUACGAGCCGACUGGGGAUGAGGAUGAGGAGCCUCCUGUCGUCUCAGGGGUGCAGCUGAAUCGUGUCUCGAGCUUUGCAUCCUCUACGGAAUCGUUAGACCCGGUUAGUAUUAUUAUUAUUAUUUAUUAUGUAUUAUUUAAUAUUAUUAUUUAUUAUUAUUAUUUAUUAUGUAUUAUUUAA